AUGGCGCAUAGAGACGAUGACGAAGAGCAGGGUUAUGAAUCCAACGUAUACAAUCCUGAUCAUUGUCUUUUGGAUCAUGAUGCAGUAUUCGGAAUGAUUGAAGAUGAUAUAAAUGAAGAACGAAUGGUAUCUAUGGAAAAUUAUGAAAAUAAUCCUCGUGAUGAUAUUCCUGGUCCGAUUUCUUUUCUCUUGAGAGGAAGUAAUUCUGGAUCCAACCAUUUAACUCAUCACCACACCUUGACAGCAACACAACAACGACAACCUUUGAAUGCUAAAAAACAAAGAAAACCAACAUUACAUGAAAUGGAAAAUUGGAAAGAAAUGAAAAGUAUUGUGGAACAGAGAGGACAAACCAAGUUUCUAACGUCAUUGGAAAAGAUUCAAAAUAAUCGUUCUACAACCUCUAAAGAAAAGAUUCCACUUUUACCAGUAAUUAUCAGACAAAUAUUACAUUAUGAUAGUAAUGAAUCAGCCCAUGUUCUUUUUGGAGAAUUGGAAUCAGAUACUGAAAUUGAAGGAACUAUUUCUAAAAAAGCCAUUGAAAAGAAUACUAACAUUUUGACUGUUGGAACUGUUGUUUUAUUGAAAAAGAUUCAAAUAUAUUGUCCUAAACCUUUAAAGUUUCACCUGAUUAUUUCUGAAAAGAAUACUGCCAAGGUUUGGGUGAGUGAAAAUGAGGAAAAUUCCAUGCUUGUUGAUAACAACAGAUCGAACAAGCAUGAAAGAAAUGGUGAUGAAUUUACUUUUGAUAGAAAUAUUGAUAGUUUGGAUGAAUUUACUCCAACCAGAUUUUUGAAUCAGCACAAAGAUGAGGAAGAAGAGGAAACUCUAUCCUCUCAACCAGUAAUAAUGAAACAAUUUAAUCCACCACCAGUUCAACAAUCAAAACCUAUUUCACAACAUCAACCUCCUCCAACAACUGGAAAAACCACCUUUAUCAAACCAAAACCACCCACAUUUUCCACUCCUCAACAACAAGACAAUCCAUUCUCUUCCAAAUUUAAACCAGUUGAAACACCUCAAAUUACUUUGGAUGAUGAUAGUAAUUUGGAUUUAUCCCAACCAUUCACAACACCUCGAACCAACUAUGCUGCAUCACCAGAAGUUGUCUCUACUCACAAGCGUAAAGUUGACUCAAUAUCCUCACAAAACUCACUCAAUGACAGUGGAGGAAAGAGAAGAAAAUCACCACUCGAUGAAGAAUCUGCCCUACUCAAAGACUCUUUCAAUGAUCCACUCUUUGAUGAUAGUUCUAAUCAUUCCCUCUCUGUUCCAUCCUCACCACCCCUUAUCAAUAAUAGUGAUCAACUAGACAACCAGCAGCAACUGGAAACUCCAAAACCAGCAGGUAAUAUUAUUGUUCCUCCUUUCACACCUCCAAUAUUUAACAAGACUCCACCUCUUGCAACCAGUACUCCCACCAACAACUUAGCUAGUCUUAAUCUGAGUGGUAUCAGUAAUCUCUCCUCUCAAAAGUCUGUUACCAAUACUAAGCAAGUUGUUCCCUCAAGUAAUCCCUUUACUAAUAAUAAUAAGAUGUCUACCAAAUCGUCUUCCUCCAAUACUACGGCUGCAACAUCUAAUCCUCCGAAAAAGACUGUUCUCUUCCAUGACGAUGAUGAUGAUCCAUUGGCAGGUAUAUUGGACGGAGAGGAUUUAUUUCCAUCCAAUCUUAGUUCUAAAUCGACAUCAUCUCUAUCCAGUAGUAGUAGUGGAAAUAUUACUGCCCCAACCACUAUUCCAAACAAACAAACCUCAACAGUUGCAUCCACAACAACAUUUAAACCACCUCCUCCACAACAACAAGUGCAGCAGAAAGCAAAUCUUCCGUCUUCAACAACAACCACUAGAAAACAACUCAUUGACGAUGAUGACGAUCUGUUGGCAGGUAUUUUAGGUGAUGGAGGUGAGUCUCUCUUCAAUGAUUCUCCACUCGUAAAGCCAAGCAAACAAACCUCAACAGUUGCUACUACUUUUAAGAAACCACAACAACAAGCUCCUCCAAAGAAGAAGACCAUUCAAUAUGAUGAUGAUUUUUAA
Naegleria gruberi is the source of this 2040-nucleotide messenger RNA. RefSeq lists its product as uncharacterized. The record is from RefSeq and is a predicted model, not a curated record. The coding region runs from base 1 to 2040 and encodes 679 amino acids. NCBI's taxonomy places the organism in Eukaryota, Heterolobosea, Eutetramitea, Acrasida, Naegleriidae. Gene Ontology annotation, biological process: recombinational repair. The transcript has a single exon.